Acaulospora colombiana is the source of this 447-nucleotide messenger RNA. The record is from the annotation of a GenBank genome assembly. Lineage: Eukaryota; Fungi; Glomeromycota; Glomeromycetes; Diversisporales; Acaulosporaceae.
AUGUCAUCCCUCCUGAAAAGUAGAUUUUCCGAUUUAUCUAGUAAAGUUCGGGAAUCAUAUCCGAUCAAAGAGAUUACUCCUAAGGAACUUCACUCUUCACUCGAUCUCUCUUCACCCGCAUCCAAAACGAAUCCUAUAAUCAUCGAUGUAAGGGAGAAGGACGAACAAUUAAGAGGAAUUAUACCAACAGCCAUACCAUUGCCACGUGGCGUUUUAGAAAGAGAUGUUGAGAGAAAAGUGGUUAGUGUGAACGAAAUCAAUUCUUCUGAAAAUAGUAGGAAUGUGGUCGUCUAUUGUGCCGGGGGGUUGAGAAGCAUUAUGGCUGCAGAAAGUUUGAUUAGAUUGGGAUAUAAAAAGGAGAAUGUUAGCAGUCUGAAAGGUGGAUACGACGAGUGGAAGGAGAGUGGUUUUGAGGUAGAAGAUUAUGAAACUUCACAAAAAGUCUGA